Pocillopora damicornis (cauliflower coral) is the source of this 2530-nucleotide messenger RNA. Its product is annotated as tachykinin-like peptides receptor 86C. Gene Ontology annotation, biological process: G protein-coupled receptor signaling pathway; cellular response to hormone stimulus. Gene Ontology annotation, cellular component: plasma membrane. The record is from RefSeq and is a predicted model, not a curated record. Gene Ontology annotation, molecular function: peptide binding; G protein-coupled receptor activity. Lineage: Eukaryota; Metazoa; Cnidaria; Anthozoa; Scleractinia; Pocilloporidae.
AUGGUCAUCGAGUUUGAAUCAACUCAUGUAGUGAUCACUGCCGUCUUCUUACUACUUGUCGUUGUGGACAUCGCCGGCAAUACACUUGUUUGUUUGAUUAUAAAAAGGCAUCUUCAAACGAGAAUCACCAUAAAUUACCUUCUUGUGAACCUGGCUGUCUCCGAUAUUCUGUUCGCAACCUUUAUUACACCAAAGGUUAUCGUCAGCCUCAAUCUAAGGCAGCCAAAUGGAGUGGCAGGUUUAGUCCUUUGCAAACUGCUGACUGGAGGGAAUCUGGCUUGGAUUCCCGGAAUUACCUCAGUUUUUACUUUGGUGGCGAUCUCCUUUGAAAGAUAUUACACCGUGGUUUAUCCGCUUGAUCCAAAUAGAAAACUGACCCAGCAUAAACUGAAGAUAAUUGUUCUUUGCUCGUGGGCAUUUUCAGCAGUUUUUAACUUGCCCAAGUUUCUUACGCGAACAUUUGAUGAACAGAAAAACCAUUGUAUUCAAAGCUGGCCUAAAACGUGGAUGAUUACAACAUACUGUUUGGCAUGGCUGUUGUUAGUUAUUGCUUCGGCUGUUAUCAUGAUUGCACUUUACUCCAAAGUCGUCUACACUUUGUGGUUUAAGUCUAAUGACAACAAUCCUUUAAACCAUAAACAACAAAGUGUGCUGAGGGUUCGAAAACGCGUCACUCUGAUGGUCAUAACGGUCAGUUUCAUCUUUGCAGUUUGUUGGGGAACCGAAUCAAUCGAAUACGUUUUAAGAUUUCUCACAUCUCUCGAAAUCAGCUUUGUUCAAAUAACUAUUGUUGACAUGAUGGUUUUGUUCAAUUCAGCUGUAAAUCCCUUUGUGUAUGCCCUCCUGAAUCAUCAUUUCAGGCAGAAGAUCAAGGGAGUGAUGUGUUGCACACGCCUCGUGGCGCCCAGGCCGCGGGCUGAAACAGCUCUGGAGACUAAGCUUUAAUUCAAUAUACAAUUAACCUUGACCUAUUCAUGUUUUGAACGCAUGUAAGAUUGUUUUUUAUAAUUAUUAUUUCAAACAUUGCGGACCUACAGGGAAAGUCUGACCGGUAUAUUGUGAAUGAGCCCCAGAAAUCUAUCAACUAUUGUUUUAACGGGCUUCAAAACUAAGCCAAAAGGGUUUGUAUACCUAUAUGCAUGCCCUGGAUCUUGUACUUUAAACGAAUAUUUUACAGUUUAUCGUUCAAUACUGCUUUAUGUGAAGUUUAUCCUAGGUUUCACUACUUUACAGGGUUUUUCACGGAUUUUAGCCCAACAUCGGAAGUUGAUGCCAACUACUUAUUCACAUUUUAGCUCUAUUUGCUUAGAGUUUGAGGUGAAAUUGGCAUAUAUUUUCUAAAUGUGUUAAGUGGGAAGUGACGAAAGGCAUAGUAUUUCUAAAGGUACAAGGAAAAGUGUAUCGAAACAAAAUCGAUCAUAAGGUAGAUACUGUCAAUUUAAAAACGUUUUACACGCAUGAAGCUCUUGGCUUUCUGUCUUGCGCAGCAAAAAAUAUCUUUUGCAGUUGUUUUACUCAUAUGUAAGCUGCAUCGUAUUCUUUUAGUUCAGCUUUGCAAGCGAUCAUCACUCCGUAAAUUAAACGGUUGAAGCCGUUUUUUUGCAUCAACUCUUACCAAAUUCUUCCUCCUCUUGUUUGAGACAAACUGAAUGGAUCGAUUUGGUUUUUGACAACUGGAAAUGUGCUUCUUCCUUUCCUUUAUUCCUUUAUCCUCUUUCGUUUACUUUUCACCUUAUCUUUUUUAUUGUCUGCUGUUACUGCUAAGCUAUGUCGGAUGACAUAAUGAGUCUCCAGCACCUUAGUUAUGUGCAAAAACCUGUUACAUCCUUUAAUUGUUAAAUGUCUCAUUGUCCCGAUGCAGAACCUCUCUUUAAGUGUCUGAAAUUUUUUAGCUUGUUUUGACUGGCAAAGGGAAUUUUUAUUUAUAUUUUGUGAAGAUGAGGACUUUUUCGUGCAGUUUCCGUAUGUAUAUUAAAACAAAGAGGUAGGCAGUACAUAGAUGUGUUUUCUGUUACAGUGGCAUGGUGUUGAAACUAAACAUUGUAAGGGACUUUGUUUCUUCAAGGAUCACAAGAUCUUUUUAACGUUAAUUCUAGAUGGUUCGCAGCUUUGGCAACUUUCCAAAAUUAAUUCCUUCCGUGAUGCUGUUCUAUCGAUAUUUUUUCAAGACUUCCUUAGAGCACAUUUGAUGAUGUCAAAUUGAAAAUAGAAAAUCCCAAUAACUGAACAAUAAAAUAAUUUCUCGAACAAAACUCAUUGAGGUAGAUUACGACUAGAUGCUUCCUAAAAUGGUUUUAUCGAUAGAAAUAUUUGUGUCGAUUAAGCUUACUAACUUGCAGCAUUUUCUCAUUAAUAAUUCGAAAUAAAACUUACUUGAAACGCGAUGCAAGUUGUUACCUAGCUCGAUAUUUACCGCUUGAACACAAAUUUUUAAGGAUACUUCCCACCUUCGCGGUGUCCUUUCGGGAAAAAAAUUCGUACACACGCUAGUUUCACUAAAAUCUUAGCAAACUGUAUAUCAGAAGAAACC